CGAAUGGUUCGGUUAGCUCCACACCGUAACCCGUGACCGCAUGGUAAAAUAAAUGUACGAAAUAUUUUUUAUAAAACAAAAUAUUAUUUAACGAGGUAAAAGAUACCUCGUUAUCACAGUCUAAUAAAAAUUAUUAGACUGUGUCGUUUCCGUGAACAUGUUACCAUGGAUGAAUAGAAUAGGUGUUACUCGUUACACGGAGCCAAAAGUGUCUUACAUCGUGGUGAGUGUCUUACAGCAUGCCGUGGCCAACACUUACGAACGAAUCAAAACGAUUGCCAACUUUACAAUGUUUGUGUGUUACAAUGUGUACCUCGUCAGCUGGUUGUCAGAACCCGACCACCACAUGCCAGGUACAAUUAUAAUAAUAUCUGGGUGCUCCUUUUGACAGCAAUCAAUCUGAAAUAGAACUGGAAGCGGCGGAAAGUGUGGCAAGAAAUAGUGAAGAUCUGCGAGUGCGUAUCAAUUUACCGUUUUAAAAAUGCCUGUUCAAAGGCUUUUAGAUAUCAACCCGGAUAAAUUAUUCGAACAACAUACCAUAUCAGAAAUACAAGACAUUAAUAAAAAGUUACAAGCUGAAAUUGAAAGGAAAAGAGAAGAACUCAGAACUAUGGUUGGUGAACGAUAUAGAGAUAUGAUUGAGGCAGCUGAUACUAUCAGAGACAUGCAAACAACAGCUGAAAGUGUGAUAACCCAUAUUGAUAGAAUGAGAGAAAAAUGUUGUGAAUUGCAACAGAAGCACUUAUUAGGAUUUAAAUUGGACAUGCAACAUAUUAAAACAGAGAGAUUUUCAAAACACAAAGCACAUCAUUCUCUAGCCAUUCAAAUUAAAAUACUAACUAUUCUACCAGAGGAAAUUUGGAGUGCUGAGGCAAGCAAUUGCUUAUGUUCUAUAGUUUUGCUUGAAGGCUUGACACCUCUAGAAUUACUAAACAAAAUAUUGUCUCUUCGAACCCAGGCAUUAAAGUCAACUCUGUUGUCAGAUCAACAUGUUAGUGUCAAAACUCGAAUAUGCAAUAGUCUGAGACUUCUGGUACAUACAAUAUCAAUGCUCUACGCUUGCUUUGUUGAUGGCUGCCCUGAAGCAACAUUACCAGAAGGCAUGGUGUGGAAACAGCUUAAAAAUAUAGUUGGUAGAGAUGCUCCAUCUUCUAUGACCCUAAUAGACAUAGAAGAUGAAGUUGGUAUUAAAUUUUUACCUCCACAUGUUCGAGAAUAUAGACCUUCUACUCAAGAUCAAGUAGAACCUGUAGCCCCAAGUGCUAUGAGAGAGAGUCUGAACAAAUGGUUGGACUGGGUCCAAGAGUUCACUCGUUCUCAAGCAAAGAAGUUACUUCAGCUUGUAAAUUCACUAAAGAGUCUUCAGUCUAUUAGAGCUGAAGCAAAUUCUAAUGUCAAAAUUCCUGAAAACUGGGACAACAUGUGUCAAAAAUUGCUAAUUCCGAAAGGAUUAGACUUGUGGAAUAAUUAUUUUCAACCUUUGUUGACUGCAAGAGCCAAAGAAUUAGUUUCAAUCCAGUGGAAUUCAGCAUUGGAUGAUUCAUGUUUUCUAACUCUGAAAUCAUCAGUUGCAGAUAUAACAUCAGAGAGGUGUAUUCAGCCAGAACAUGAUCUUCGCUGGUUUAUUUGGAAAGAGCAGGCUAGUGACUUACCUCAAAGUGAUGGCAAUGGUGGUUUCAAACCUACAGCAAGGGGUCUUUUAAUGAAGGCGAAAGGUUAUUCCCCUUGCAUUGAAAAGUUGUGUGCAAAAUUUGAUUCUUUACUUCAAGCCAUUUUAAAUGAUGUUUACUAUUAUGUUGGUGGAAAACAAGACAGUACUAUAAUUCUAAAGUCAGAGAAAUUUUCUGAUUCAGAUGAUUUACAAGAGCAUCUUAAAAUAGCUAGUGGACAAGGUUUACAGAGGUUAAUGGACUUCGUUCUCUCUGUUUGCAAUGAAGUAAAUGAUGAGCCUAUGAAAAAGGAAGCCUGUCUCUUGCUUAUGGCUCGAUUUCUUCAAGGUCUAUGUGAUUUAUGUCCAAAUCUGCAAAAAUGUCUGGCUCCAAAUAAUCCCCAUAAAGAAGGAAGCAUUUGGCAAACAGUGUGUGCACUUCUUAGACAAAAGAGUGUGGAGAUUUGGCGAAUGUGGCAAGCUGCUGUUACUUCUAAAUUCAAAGAUAUGAUUGCCACAAAUUUGACACAUGGGAUGUGGGAUGUAACAAGUAUUGAAGAAGAAGGAGAGGAAGGUUAUAGAGUAAAAUCUGACAUUAGAGUCCCAUCUCAACCAAGCCUACCCCUUCAGAGUUUGCUGAAUCUCGUGUGUCAUAAAUUAAAUGCUGUUGCCCCACACACAUUACCAAGGAAAAUUCAUCAAGAUUUAAUUGAACAGUUAGUUUCUGACAUAUUUGAAUCAUAUGAUUCUGCUAGUCAGAAGGAUGGACUGGGUCAGCCUCAGGCAUUGCAAUAUCUCCUGGAUGCUUUGGUUGGUAGAUGCCAAGAAAUUUGUGAUAAGUUCGAAGAUAAAAUUGAUCCUUUCGACUUGGAUGUAUUUUGUCCAUACAUUCAGAACAACAUAAAAAGAAGUGUUCAAAGAACACAGGGUCUAUUAGGGAUACUCAUUGCAUGGCCUGACAAGUUGGCUGUGGUAUCUGGUUUACGUCCACCAUCAACCCACACUGUGGAAGAUCCUAGUGUUUUGCCAUUGUGCAGUAAUGCUCCAUGGUUCCCCUUGCUACCUGUGACUGGCCCUCCUGGCAGCAGGUUGCCUCCUGCCACACAGCCACAAACCAUUGAAAGACCUCAAUUGAAGAAGACAUCAAAUGUGAAGACUAAAGUGGAUCCAACACCCGGAGACAUUGUACGAUCAGGAGCUGCUGCUCUUUUUGGUGUAAUGAGUUCAGAUUGGUUUGGAUCAGGAUCGUGAAAACAUUGUGAAAGAAACUGAGUCAGUGAUUUGGUACAUUUGCAAACAGAAGAAUCCAAUAGAAAAUCAUUUGGAGUCAAUUAAAUGUUUUUCUACGAAAGUCUUGUGUCAUGGUUUGUUGAAGUGUGGAUUUUCUAAUUUGUCUACAUAAAAUCAAUUCAAUGUUUGACAAUUAAUACUCUCAUGAUUAUGUUUGUGAAAUGAGAGGACUUCCCAUAUUUUAAAUUCAUUCAGAGAAGAUGCAUUAUUACCAUACCUGACAAUAUUAUUUUAAACAUUACAAAUUAUUGAAAAUUAAUGUAUAUUGUCAAGAACAUUCCAAAUAAAUAUUAAAAUAUAAUAAAUUAUAGAAUCAUAUUUUCUGAGUGUCAAAACCAAGAAAUUCACUUUUCUGGUUGAAAAUGACAUUGUAAAAUUAGUCAUAAUUAUCUAAACAUAGUGCUAAUUUAUUAACAUAUCUCACUUCUUCUAUUAUUUAAAUAUUCAGAAUUUUAAAAUCCAUCAUUUUGACAAGAUGAAAUGAGGUGAAAAUUCUUUACUGUGAAUACAUAAUUUGUUUUGGGGAACUCGUUUUCAUUUUCAUCAAUUUUCCUUGAAUUUACUUUUAAGAGAAAUGUAUCAAUAAUUGAUUUAUGUGCGUUACUUUGAGGUGAUGUAAAUUUAUGAAAUUUCACGUUUUAGAAUUGAUGUUCGUCGAAUCUUUUAGAAAAGAAAAAAAAAUUUGUGAAACAAUUAUUCUUUUUCCAAGUACACUGUUUAUAUAAUUUUGUUUUUAGCUGUAAAUAAAGAUUGUUAUAUUCUUAAAUUGUAAGAGAGAUUGUUAGUAUAA
Molecule: messenger RNA, 3728 nt
Organism: Gryllus bimaculatus (two-spotted cricket)
Lineage: Eukaryota; Metazoa; Arthropoda; Insecta; Orthoptera; Gryllidae
Source: the annotation of a GenBank genome assembly